Messenger RNA from Paramecium tetraurelia, 1116 nucleotides. RefSeq lists its product as uncharacterized. The record is from RefSeq and is a predicted model, not a curated record. Gene Ontology annotation, molecular function: hydrolase activity. The transcript has a single exon. NCBI's taxonomy places the organism in Eukaryota, Ciliophora, Oligohymenophorea, Peniculida, Parameciidae.
AUGUCAUUUUGCAAUACUUAUCAUUCCUUCUCUCACACCUUCUAAAUUGGGACCAAAUAUUUACAAUAAAAUAAUCAAAGCAAUUAUUAUGUCCAGGAAGGCAAAUCUAUAUAUGGUCCAUUUAUGAUAUAGUAAGCAGGAUUCUAGAAUCCAAGUAGAUUCAUUGUGCUAGGUAACAUGGAUUCACAGUGGAAACUAAAUAAUUCUCAACAUACAUUUGAGUUCCUAGAAAAUUCUGCUAAAAUCUAUGAAUAGUUCGAUGGAAUUAUUUAUUUAGGAAGUAUGGGUUUUAAUUUAGAGGAUGAGAAUUGUUUGCAGGGUGAUUAUUUUCUAAAGAACAUUUCGACAUUUGCUUCUCAUUACCCUUUUAUGAUUGCCCCAGGGAAUUAUGAUGCAGGACAAUCAAAAAAGUUUGUUUUUAUAAAGUAAUAGUUUAAAAUGCCUAUUAUUUCAGAUUACAAACUUGAUUUACUUGAAUAUUAUAGUUUUGAUGUUGGGUUUGCUCAUUUCAUUUAGUUCAAUCCCUUCUAAUAGAUAGUUAUGGAUAUUUAAGGAUAGAAAAUACUCGAUCUACUUGAUGAAGACUUAAGAAGAAAUCAAAAGCCUUGGAUUAUAGUAUUUACCCAUUAUCCCUUGUAAUGUUUUGGAAUUUCUUAAUGCCAGUUAUUCACUAACAAAUUAUAAGAGUAUAUCAACAUAUUCAACAAGUAUCAAGUGGAUCUAGUAUUGUCCUCAUAUGCCAAUAUUUAUUAAAGAUAUAUGCAAAGCAAUCUCAACUCAUUUAUUCAAGUGAUUGAAGGAAUAAGUGGGAAUGAUAUGAAUUGGGAGAAUGUCUACAUGAAUUCAGAGGAAAUUGUAUAUUAAUCUAAAGAGAUAGGUUUUGGAGAAUUGAUAAUUCAUAAUGAAACUCAUCUCUUUUACUAGCACAAACUAUCUAAGAAUAAUUAAAGCAUUGAUGAAUUCUGGAUUAUUAAGUAGAAUAGGGAAGAAAUUUCACAUUUUAUCAGAAUUACAUUAAUUUUAAUUAUGAUUACAUUUAUUUCGCAAUUAUUUGUAAUAUAUAGAUGUGUGAGAAGAGAAAAGUUAUAAAGGUAAUUUUAGAUAGUAAGUGAAUGA